Molecule: messenger RNA, 1920 nt
Organism: Aspergillus steynii IBT 23096
Lineage: Eukaryota; Fungi; Ascomycota; Eurotiomycetes; Eurotiales; Aspergillaceae
Product: Zn(2+) transporter ZRT3
Exons: 3
Coding region: 185-1621 (478 amino acids)
Biological process (GO): zinc ion transmembrane transport
Cellular component (GO): membrane
Molecular function (GO): zinc ion transmembrane transporter activity
Source: RefSeq, a predicted model, not a curated record
CGCUCCAGCGCCAACAGCGGCCAUUCAGACGCAGCCGAUCCACUCAUGAGAUCAUGGGAUUUUCCCCCAAGGUUCUCACGGCGCUCCUUCUCCGCCUUUUCCCUUCCUUCAGUCCCUCUUAUCUUCCUCGCUUCUCCCCCGGUCCUCUCGCUCUCUCUCCACACCUCUUAUCCCUUCGCCCAUCAUGGCCGCCAGUAACGAUCUCCGCGGUUGGGUCAUGAGCGCCGUCUCCGGCGUGGCUUGCGUUCUAGGCUCCUCCGUCAUAUGUAUCGAUGUAAUUCUCCGCCAUUUCUCUCACCGCAAGAACUUCCAGAUUGUCAAUCACAAUGGCUUCUUGUCGGCUUCGCUCGGUCUCAGUGCAGGCGUCAUGCUUUUUACCUCUCUGUAUAGCAUGCUUCCGACCUCCCUCAAGUACCUGACCCGUGCCGGAUUAGCGCCCUCGCCCGCAGCAUACACCUUGAUUGGACUUUUCCUCGGCGGUGUCAUUGUUAUCCGAUUGCUUUCCGCGUUUCUUCAUCAUUAUAUUCCCUCCCACGUGGUGGAUUGUGCCCACUCCCACGAGCCACACCCCGCUUCCGAUCUCGAGCAUGGCCACCAUGACCAUCACGAUCACUCACACCCUCCCGAGACGACUGAAGCGUCAACGGAACGUACUCCCCUGUUGACUCGGUCGCACAAAUCUACGCCGGCCGGUGUCCCACUAGCUCACCCUCAGGAUGCCGAGCGAGCCGUCUUCCGCGAAUCUUGGCGCGGCCAACUGGUCCGGCGCGUAAGUCGCCUGAUGGGUGGUGUCAAGGCACAAUGCGACGAGAAUGGCCCGUGUUAUGGAAUUUCGCAGGCCUGUGGCCUUGAAUGUUCGAAAACCCUGGUUGGUCCGGGCGAAGAUGGCCUCCGCCCCGCCAUCCCGCGCUCCGUCUCCGUUCCCGUGCAGCACGAUGCAGAUCGAUUGGUUUUUCCAGCCACCGAUCUGUCAGUCCCACAGCAGAUACCGAAGCAGAAGGUCAGCGUGCCUUCGUCUUCUUCCUCGCAUACCGGGCUGCCGGAGGAUUCUGCUGGUGAUGCAGACGCAGAGGACGCCGUCAAGUCGCAGGCUGCCGGGAGCAGCCAGCACCAUCACCACGUGCCCCAGAAUGCAUUCUUGGCCAUUGGUCUCCAAACGUCGGUGGCCAUUGCCUUGCAUAAAUUGCCCGAGGGCUUCAUCACUUAUGCCACCAACCAUGCCAGUCCCACUCUGGGGCUGACGGUCUUUCUCGCCCUCUUCAUCCACAACAUUAGCGAAGGAUUUGCAAUGGCCUUGCCUCUCUACCUUGCUCUUCAUUCGCGGGCGAAGGCCAUGUUUUGGUCGAGUCUUCUCGGCGGCAUCAGUCAGCCGGCCGGCGCCGCUCUAGCAGCCCUCUGGAUCUGGGGUGCUAGUCAUACCGGGGAGCCCGGGGAAGACGGCUCUGGUCCCUCCUGGGGAGUGUACGGAGGCAUGUUUGCCGCGACAGCCGGCGUCAUGACCUCGGUGGCCUUGCAAUUAUUCAGCGAAGGUCUCGCACUAACCCACCGUCGGGGAAUGUGCAUAGGAUUUGCCAUAGGUGGAAUGGGUCUCAUGGGCCUCAGUUUCGCCCUUACCGCAUAGAUUAUUACCACAUGGGCUUUCACGGCGUUAUUGGGAUAUGUCUCUCUUUUCAUUCACUUCGGCGCGGUUGGAUAGCUCGCAGGCCGACAUAGAAUCCGACAAAACGGUAGCAUCCAGAGGAGUUUAUUACUACAUUUUUCCAACGAGUCACGACUGUUUUCGGGAAAAUGCCGCAUUACAUGUGAACACAUCACACUGAUAUCUCACUGUCAAUAGAGAUGGCCAUGGUACAUUGUUCCGGCAGCUAACACCAUGUUUUAGACUAGUCUAUAUACACUACUAAAUUUGAGAAAUCGGUU